Orbilia oligospora ATCC 24927 is the source of this 678-nucleotide messenger RNA. RefSeq lists its product as uncharacterized. NCBI's taxonomy places the organism in Eukaryota, Fungi, Ascomycota, Orbiliomycetes, Orbiliales, Orbiliaceae. Bases 1 to 678 code for a protein of 225 amino acids. The record is from RefSeq and is a predicted model, not a curated record. The transcript has 2 exons.
AUGUGUGUGGACGAAGUGGUUGGGGCUGAAGUGAACGUUAUCCUGGAUAUCUACGAAGACUCUUCCCGUCCCUUUUUGUCGGUUCAGACGCCGUACGUCUUUGUCAAAUUCACAUAUCCGGCACACGACCGUUUCAACUUCACAAAUAUAGUGCCAAAAUGCACAACGACAACCCCGCCGUCUGGCUUCGAGGGGUGUAGCAGGAAGAGGAGUCGUCCGUUUUCUGAAUACGAUGAUUACGAACGACCUGAAAAGCGACGACGGUUACGGCUCCAGGUUGCCUUCUCAGCUCUAAGUUCGCCAUAUUCAUACCCUCCUGCGAAGAAAGGGUUUCCCAGUCGGCAAAAUGCUGUCGGCCGACCUGGGUUUCAAGUUCUAGGGAAGGGUAAAUUGCCAAAGAUGAAGGGAGAUUUAAUCAGAAAAACGGCGAUAUUGAAUAAAAUUCGUCGGGACGGUUUGUUUCGGGACCAGGAGCUACAGAAGUCCGCCGAAGACAAGAAGGAGGAUAUCCUAAGACAACAUCGUAUGCAGUUUGAAGGUUAUCAUGCCGACCCGCUUCACAACCCACCCCCCUCCGCGGAAAUACUUGAGGAACGGUGGGAGGCCGACGACAUCCCCAGAUACGAAGAAGAACAGUACGAAGAGGAAGAGGAUUUUCCAUGGCAGUUCUUCCAGUAA